This is a messenger RNA of Wasmannia auropunctata (little fire ant), 376 nucleotides long. RefSeq lists its product as uncharacterized. Lineage: Eukaryota; Metazoa; Arthropoda; Insecta; Hymenoptera; Formicidae. The record is from RefSeq and is a predicted model, not a curated record. The transcript has 3 exons. The annotation marks the transcript as partial.
AUAUCGUUUCCUUUCAAUGACGGAAUAUUUUAUCGAUCAAGAAAAGUAUUUUCUUUUAAUUUUUUUACAUAGUAACGUAGUCUUUUGCAUCGGGAUGACUGUUCUGUUAGCAAUAGGUACAAUGCUUAUUAUGUUUAUUCAUCAUAUCUGUGGAAUGUUUGGAAUUGCCAGUUAUCGUAUCGAGCAAGCAAUAAACAUCAACAUUUUACAAAAUGUUACGAUAAAGAAGAUUUUGAUGACCAAAGGCAUAAUUCGUGCCGUAGAUAUACAUCGCCAAGCUAUGAAAUUAACCAAGUAUAUCCAGUCCACAUUCGAAAUAAUGAUGUUAGGUUUAAUAGUAUGUGGAAUAGUUUGCACGGGUCUCAACCUGUUUCAA